AUGGCUCGUCAGCUUCAAACCGUUCAAGCCCAACAUCGGGUGCCUGACAGAGGCGAUGCAUGGAUUCUUGGGAGUAGUGUAGCAUCAUUGGCAUCGGCUAUUCAUUUAAUAUGUGAUGCAAAUGUGCCCGCAUCCCAGAUCCAUAUCCUCGAGUCUCGCAACACACCUGGAGAUGGCAUAAUCAGUACCGGUGAUCCACUGAACGGAUAUGACCAUCGACCUGGAUGCAUGCCGAGUUUCAACGACACUUGCAUGGAAAGACUGUUGGCUUUGGUGCCUUCCACUAUUGGCCCUGGAAGAACAGUCUUGGAGGAUAUGAAGGAGCUGUGUAUACAUGAUCAUGAUGAAGAUGUUCCUUGCACGCAUAUCUUGAUCCAAGGGGACCAUGGACCAGUGAAAUUGGAUACUAGGAAACGCCUCGACCUAAAAAACCGGAUGGAUCUGAUGGUCCUCAUCUCAAAAUCAGAGAAAAGUCUGGCUAGGAAACGAAUCAGUGACUUCUUCAGAGAGUCCUUUUUUGGAAGCAGUUUCUGGAUUACUUUAUCUACCAUAUUUGGCUUCCAACCUUGGCAUAGUGCCGCUGAAUUCCGUCGGUGCCUGGGCAGAUACUCGAGCGAAGUUCGGAAUCUAAACACCAACAAACCUCUGGAUUGUACUAAGUAUAAUCAAUUCGAAUCCAUUAUAACGCCGAUGAUCGUUUUUCUUAAAAAUCAAGGAGUGGAAUUUCGACUCAAUACAAGGGUCAAGGAUAUAGCGACACGUCUUGACAGCGGGACGGUUUCGAUUUCGGCAAUUCGCACGCUCCGGGAUCGCGCGGAGGAAACAAUAGCAGUCUCUCCCAAAGAUAUAGUUAUUAUAUCUCUCGGAUCCACUACAUCGGGGUCGUCGAGUGGUACCAACAAUGACCCGCCGUCAAUGACAACUAUGGAAGCAGAAAACGAGCUGGAUGAAAACUGGUCGAUAUGGCUAGACUUGGCAACGCAAAAUCCGAGUUUCGGCGAUCCGUAUAAUUUCUGCACUCGCACCCCUGAGUCCAGGCUGGAAUCCUUUACUGUGACACUUAAAGAUCCCGAAUUUUUUACCCGCUUCAUCAACUUGACCCAUGACAGACCUGGCCUAGGGACGUUCGUGUCUCUGAAAGACAGCAAUUGGAUGAUCAGCAUUUGUAUCCCUCGCCAACCUUUUUUCUCUUCUCAACCCGAAAAUAUAACAGUCUUCUGGGGCUAUGGUCUUCGUCCAGGCCACGAAGGUAACUUUGUGAGGAAACCAAUGCUUUAUUGCUCCGGACAGGAAAUAAUGACCGAGCUGCUAUUGCUACUCGGCUUUCCUUCAGCCUCAAUUCUCGGAAACUCUAUCACGAUUCCGUGCGUGAUGCCGCGCAGGACUGCGUCGAUGUUGCCUCGGACUUAUCAAGAUCGUCCAAAUGUGAUACCGGACGGAACGGCCAACCUUGCUGUGAUUGGCCAAUUUGUGGAUAUACCAGAUGAGACGACUGUGAGUCUAGAUUAUAGCGUGCGAGGAGCCCAGUUGGCAGUGGGUCGACUGAUGGGGUUUUGUAAGGAGCCGGUUCUGGAACUUGCUAUCGACUUAGCUGGCUUUGCUGUGGAAUGUGUCCUGAAAAGUCUAUAA
This is a messenger RNA of Penicillium hordei, 1629 nucleotides long. Its product is annotated as oleate hydratase. Gene Ontology annotation, biological process: fatty acid metabolic process. Gene Ontology annotation, molecular function: oleate hydratase activity; FAD binding. Bases 1 to 1629 code for a protein of 542 amino acids. The transcript is spliced from 3 exons. The record is from RefSeq and is a predicted model, not a curated record. NCBI's taxonomy places the organism in Eukaryota, Fungi, Ascomycota, Eurotiomycetes, Eurotiales, Aspergillaceae.